UAAUUUCUUUAAAUUAUGUUAAAAAUACCCUUAUAAAACUGACCAGUGCUACACGCAAUUGAUUACAAGCAAUGAGAAUAUGUAUUGCUUCAGAUUUUUUCUUCCCAAACAUGGGCGGAGUAGAGGAGCACAUUUUCAACCUAUCGCAGUGUUUGCUGUCGCGAGGCCACAAGGUGGUCAUAGUAACGCACUCGUACGAGGACCGCAAGGGUAUCCGGUAUAUGACCAACGGUCUUAAGGUGUACUACGUUCCGAUUAAGGUGUUCUACAAUCAAGUCAUACUGCCAACGAUGAUAUGCAAUCUGCCGCUGCUGCGUUAUAUUCUGCUACGGGAACGUAUCGAAAUCGUUCACGGCCAUUCUGCGUUCAGCACGUUGGCGCAUGAGAUGAUGAAUGUUGGCAAGCUGCUCGGAUUGAGGUCUGUCUUUACCGAUCACAGCUUGUUUGGUUUCGCGGAUUUAUCGGCCGUCGUAACUAACAAAUUCCUGGAGAUUUCACUGGCUAAUUGUAAUCACUGCAUUUGUGUUUCUCAUACUGGCAAAGAAAACACCGUUCUGCGAGCGAAGGUUCAUCAGGAUAAAGUUUCGGUGAUACCCAACGCAGUGGACACGGCACAUUUUACACCCAAUCCUUGCAAUCGACCGAUGGACCCUGAUCGGAUCAAUGUGGUUGUUGUUUCGAGGUUGGUUUACCGGAAGGGCGUUGACCUGUUGGCCGGUAUUCUGCCGAAGCUCAAGUAUCUAAGCAAUGUUCAUUUCAUCAUCGGUGGAGACGGACCAAAGCGGGCGCUGCUAGAGGAGAUACGGGAGCGAAACAACAUGCAGGAUCGAGUGACGAUGCUCGGGGGCUUAGAGCACUCGCAAGUGAGAGACGUUCUAACGCAAGGUCACAUUUUUCUAAAUACCUCUCUUACGGAAGCGUAUUGCAUGGCCAUCGUGGAGGCCGCUGCCUGUGGGUUGCAAGUCGUUUCAACCCGGGUCGGUGGCAUUCCCGAGGUACUACCGGAAAGUUUAAUUAUACUGACGGAACCAACGGUGGAAUCCGUUUAUCGGGGGCUGAUGUUGGCGAUUCGAAAGGAAGCGGAUAAAAGACAGAUCGGUUGCAAGUACAUGAACGGAGAUCUGGAUGGAACGAGCAUAGCGCAGAACUCAGGGGCCGGUAGCGUUAUGUGUCCCUUCGAGAGGAAUAACAUUGUGGCUCAUUUGUACAAUUGGGACAAUGUAACGUCUCGGACGGAGAAGGUCUACCGGAAGGUGCUGCAGGAGAAACCGGCUACGCUAGGAGAAAUGAUGGUCAACUGUCUGCGCAGUGGCGUGUGGCCCUUUCUGCUAGUCAUUUCGCUGUGUCAUCUGAUACUGCGUUUCCUGGAUUGGCUAGUGCCGCGCAAACACAUUGACCUGUGCCCGCUGGACAACCCGUUCUGGCAGGGUACCGGCGGCGGAUCGAGCCGUAGCCGCCAAUCGUCGACGAGCGACGUGAAGGUGCACGUACAUCCCAUCCCCAGCGGUGCCAGUACCGGUGAGUCAUCUUUCCGUAGAAAGCGCCAUAAAUUUGCAUCCUCCUCUUGACGACCUCUGACCGGCACGAUGCCGGAAGAGGUCUUUUAAUCCGAUAGCCAAAUAUUCCAACUACUGUAUUAUAAAAGACGCAUUUCUACCUGUACAAGCUAGCCAAAAAAGGAAGCUGGGGCUCAAAACCAAAACGUGUAAAUCAAACGGUUCAUUCUAGUAUUACAAUAUUUUUUAUAUUAUUUGUAUAUAGAUAGCCUUAAAAUAUUUCCAAAAUG
Molecule: messenger RNA, 1786 nt
Organism: Sabethes cyaneus
Lineage: Eukaryota; Metazoa; Arthropoda; Insecta; Diptera; Culicidae
Gene: PIG-A
Product: phosphatidylinositol N-acetylglucosaminyltransferase subunit A
Exons: 5
Coding region: 72-1568 (498 amino acids)
Biological process (GO): GPI anchor biosynthetic process
Cellular component (GO): glycosylphosphatidylinositol-N-acetylglucosaminyltransferase (GPI-GnT) complex
Molecular function (GO): phosphatidylinositol N-acetylglucosaminyltransferase activity
Source: RefSeq, a predicted model, not a curated record